AUAAUUACAACAGAAAAGAUAAUUUACGUGUCAUUUUAUUACUUGUAAUGCCCACUCUCAUCUCACCAUGUCGUUUCAGUCUCAGCUUUACUCAUUUCAGGCCAUACGGAUAUAAAACUAGGGUUAGCGAUCUAACCUCUCUUUUGCAGCCUCGGACGACUCGGCUCGGCACCAACUCGAUGAGUCAGUCGAGCUCCGAGUCCGACGCAGCUAAUUCGAAGAAUGGUGAGGCUAGAGGAGAGAUUCAGCCUGAGGAUGUAUUGGUGCAGUAUGUGGUGUUGAGGAGAGACCUAAUAGACACGUGGCCAAUGGGGAGCGUGGUGACACAAGGAUGCCAUGCCUCUGUUUCUGCAAUCUGGGAGAACAAGGAUGAUCCUCACACUCUCCAGUAUUGUAGCCCUGAAAACAUCGAUUUUAUGCACAAGGUUACUCUUGAAGUGAAAGGAGAGGCCCAGAUGUUGAACUUGUCAGAGAAGCUAACAGCCGCUGGCAUUGUUCAUAAGCUGUGGAUUGAACAACCUGAAAACAUUCCGACCUGUCUUGCAACCAGGCCUUAUCCUAAAUCUGCUCUGACUUUGUUUUUCAAGAAGUUGAAACUUUGCAAGUGAUGCGUUUGCACAUUUUAGUUGAUUUCCUGAGAUCUUGCUGUUCGUGAAUUACUAGAAACUUAAGAUUGGUUCAGCAGCUCGAAUUUUAUAGCUAAUGAAUUUCGCGCAAUUGUCAUUGCAAACUUUUAAUUCAAAUUUUGAUUACACGAAUUUUUUUA
This is a messenger RNA of Ricinus communis (castor bean), 766 nucleotides long. RefSeq names its product putative peptidyl-tRNA hydrolase PTRHD1. The transcript is spliced from 2 exons. The record is from RefSeq and is a predicted model, not a curated record. Gene Ontology annotation, molecular function: peptidyl-tRNA hydrolase activity. The coding region runs from base 48 to 608 and encodes 186 amino acids. Lineage: Eukaryota; Viridiplantae; Streptophyta; Magnoliopsida; Malpighiales; Euphorbiaceae.